Molecule: messenger RNA, 2493 nt
Organism: Fonsecaea multimorphosa CBS 102226
Lineage: Eukaryota; Fungi; Ascomycota; Eurotiomycetes; Chaetothyriales; Herpotrichiellaceae
Exons: 3
Coding region: 1-2493 (830 amino acids)
Biological process (GO): vacuole fusion, non-autophagic; intracellular protein transport; endosomal transport
Cellular component (GO): cytoplasm; lysosomal membrane; HOPS complex
Molecular function (GO): actin binding
Source: RefSeq, a predicted model, not a curated record
AUGACAAGCAACAAUCCCAGGGCUGGCUGGGAGAUAGUUGGCGACCAGUUCUACCGAAAGGUGCCAUUGUACGAGUCAAUUUUUGACCAGGAUCUCGAACUUGAGAACUACCUCGUAGCAGGUGCACCGUAUGGUGGCGCGCUAGCGCUAUGGCGAGACACGACCAAGAUUGCACGGUAUCGAACCGGUCAAUCAACCAAGCCGACCAUCGACAUUUAUUCCUCGUCCGGCAAGCUCAUCAGCAACAUCAACUGGGAGAAAGGCGUAAUCAAAGGCCUCGGAUGGUCGGACGAUGAGAAGCUCUUGGUCGUAACCGAGGAUGGCACUGUCCACUGCUACUUCGAGCUUCAUGGCGACUUUCAACCCUUUUCGCUCGGACACGGUGCAGAGGAAUUUGGUGUCGUCUCUUGCCGCUUUUGGUCGCACGGAUUCGUCGCUCUGCUUUCCAACAACUCGUUGGUAGCUGUCUCAUCGUUUGACGAACCCAGACCAAGACUGCUUGCUCAAGCACCGGAGGGAGAAGUGCACUCCUGGUCCCUCAUUCCACCGGCAUACACCCUGUCUCGGUCUGUCGAGGUACUACUCGCAAUAGAUAAGACAGUUUAUGUCGUGGAUGUCACCGAAGCCGAAGAUCGAGGACUAUCAGACGGCCCGUUCAAGCAUGUCAGCGUCUCUCCUAACGGGCGAUUUGCAGCAUUGUUCACCGAGGACGGCAAAGUUUGGGUCGUCGGCAGUGACUUUCAAAACAAGUACAGCGAAUACGACUCAAAAGCGAAGACUACGCCAAAGCAGAUAUAUUGGUGUGGAAACGAUUCAGUCAUCCUGGCUUGGGAAGACGAGAUCCACAUGGUUGGUCCUAAUGGUGCUGCCGUCAAAUACUACUACGAUGACCAGGUUCAUGUCGUUCCCGAUAUUGACGGUGUCCGAUUGAUUACGAACGAGGCGUGUGAGUUCUUGCACAAGGUGCCCGAUCCCCUAGAAGAAGUGUUCAAGCUGGGUUCGACAUCGGCGGCCGCGGUACUUCUUGAUUCAAUCGAGCUGCUGGAGAAAAAGUCGCCCAAAGCCGACGAGAACAUCCAGCGGAUCAAACCGAAUCUGCCAGAUGCUGUCGAAACAUGCAUCCGGGCUGCGGGUCACGAGUUCAACCACAGUCUUCAGAAACAGCUGCUGCGUGCCGCUUCGUUUGGCAAGUCAGUGCUCGACCUGUACAGCAGCGACGAGUUCGUCGACAUGUGCGAGGAUCUGAGAGUGUUGAAUGCCGUUCGAGACUACCGCAUCGGCCUCUACAUGACCUAUGAACAAUACGUCAGACUGACGCCGGAACGGUUGAUAGCACGGCUGGUCCAUCGACGAGAGUACCUCCUUGCGAUCAAGUUGUCGGAGUUCCUGCAUCUUCCUCCUAGCAAGAUCUAUGUGCAUUGGGCUAGCCAGAAAGUCCGAGGGUCACCUGCAGAUGACGAUGCUGUUCGAGAGAUUGUAGUGGAGCGAUUGCGUGGCAAACAUGGAAUCUCCUUUGAAGCCAUUGCACGGGCGGCCUACGACGAAGGACGAAGUCAUCUUGCAACGACAUUGUUAAAUCAUGAACCUAGAGCGGGGAAACAGGUUCCUUUACUACUCAACAUGGAAGAGGACGAAAUCGCACUCAAUAAAGCAAUUGAGUCUGGGGACACCGACUUGGUAUUCUUCGUGUUGCUGGAAUUGAAAAAGAAACUGCCGCUCGCAACUUUCCUCCGCACCAUCAGCGACAAGCCCGUGGCGUCAGCACUCGUGGAGAGUUCAGCAAGAGCGUCCGACAAAGAACUGCUCAAGGACUUGUACUAUCAGGAUGACCGGCCCGUCGAGGGUUGUAAUUUGUUGCUGGAAGAAGCCAUGCAACAACCGCAGGUUCAGGCGGUGAUCGACAAGCUCAAGCUGGCUGGCAGAUUGCUCACUGAUGCAAAGGAUCCCACGGCUCAGUUCCACGCUAAAUCGCUGACAGAGGCCGCACAGCUUCUCAAGAUGCAGGAAGCCUUCGACAAGGACAUCAACGACGGCAGCGGAAGCUACGUGGGAUUGAGCAUCAACGAGACCAUGUUCCGCCUGAUCCAAUCGGGAUACAGCAAGCGAGCGACCAAAGUCCAGGGCGACUUCCGGGUGCCGGAGAAGACAUGGUGGUGGAUUCGACUUCGGGCAUUGACUGCAGCCCGUCUCUGGGGCGAGGUCGAGGAAAUUGCUAAGAGCAAGAAGUCACCGAUCGGGUGGGAGCCCUUUUAUAACGAAGUCCUCGGAGCAGGCAAUACUCGCCUUGCCUCAUCAUUCAUUCCAAAAUGUACCAACCUCCAGCCUUCGGAGAGGAUUGAGAUGUGGGUCAAGUGUGGCAUGGUCGUGAAGGCCGGGGAGGAGGCCGUAAAGGCCAAGGAUGUGAAUGCGCUCGAGUUGCUCCGGGACAAGGCCAGCGGCCAGCAAUUGGUCGAAAUUGAACGGAUGCUCACGCAUCUGCGGCCCAAGAAAUAA